Ictalurus punctatus (channel catfish) is the source of this 1091-nucleotide messenger RNA. RefSeq lists its product as uncharacterized. Bases 233 to 1003 code for a protein of 256 amino acids. Lineage: Eukaryota; Metazoa; Chordata; Actinopteri; Siluriformes; Ictaluridae. The record is from RefSeq and is a predicted model, not a curated record. The transcript is spliced from 7 exons.
UAGCAUAUGCUCACACAGUGACGUUUUUUUUUGUUGUUGUUGUUGUUUUUUUUUUUAACAGAUACCAACGUCUAGCACUUUCCAACUCAUAACUCGCCUGCGAUCGGAUCCUUUCAGCAAACUUCACAUCUCUUAAGCAAAUCUUUACAUUUCUGAACAUCUCUAUUCGCCUUUUUAACAUCUUUACCACUAAUCUGAGCAUUUUCCCACACGAAUAUCAUCUUCUGAAGAAAUGCCAGAUUACACAAGCGGUGAUUCGUCCAACUCUGGACCUGGACCGUGGAUUGAGGCUGGUGACGUCCAGCACUUUGUCCCUGACCCCCAUGUGUACCCCCAGAAACAUGACUUGACCCCCAGCACUCAGGGCCAGGCGUAUUACAGCCUGCCUGCCCAGCCGUAUUACACAAGUAAGGAUUCGUCCAACUCUGGACCGUGGGUUGAGGCUGGUGACGUCCAACACGUUGUCCCUGCGCCCCACGUGUACCACCAGGAACAGGACUUCACCCCCAUCACUCAGGUCCAGGCGUAUUACAGCCUGCCUGCCCAGCCACAGCCGUAUUAUGCAAGUUGGGAUUCGUCGAGCUCUGGACCGUGGGUUGAGGCUGAUGAUGUCCAGCACCUUGUCCCUGCCCCCAGUGUGUACAACCAGGAACAGGACUUCACCCCCAUCACUCUGGGCCAUGUGUAUUACAGCCUGCCUGCCCAGCCGUAUUACACAAGUAAGGAUUCGUCCAACUCUGGACCGUGGGUUGAGGCUGGUGACGUCCAACACGUUGUCCCUGCGCCCCACGUGUACCACCAGGAACAGGACUUCACCCCCAUCACUCAGGUCCAGGCGUAUUACAGCCUGCCUGCCCAGCUGUAUUACCCCAGCUGGGACACUUUCUCCUGCUCUGGGCCGUUGGUUGAAGCUGGUGACCUGCCACACCCUAUCCCAUCCUCCCACGUGUACCACCAGGAGCAGAUAUUCACUCCCAGCACUCAGGAAUAUCUGGGGACCUAGUAGAAGACAUCAGGGCCACAGAUCCAUAGACCAAGUCCCUACGGAGUUAUAAUGGACUUUUAAAUAAGGAUUUUUAUAUAUAUAUAUA